Molecule: messenger RNA, 1630 nt
Organism: Cynoglossus semilaevis (tongue sole)
Lineage: Eukaryota; Metazoa; Chordata; Actinopteri; Pleuronectiformes; Cynoglossidae
Gene: plin6
Product: perilipin 6
Exons: 8
Coding region: 151-1455 (434 amino acids)
Biological process (GO): positive regulation of triglyceride storage; lipid storage
Cellular component (GO): cytosol; lipid droplet
Source: RefSeq, a predicted model, not a curated record
GAAAACGUUUCACUUUCCAGCGUCUGUGAUGUCACAGCCCACUUCGACCAAUCAGGAGCUAGAGCUGCAGCUAAAAAAGUCAGUGCGUUCUCCAGCAGCGUCUUCUUCAUCAUCUUCAGCUGUCGGUUCGUCAGGUCAGGUGAAGGAAACAUGUCCCAGUACCAAAACCAGCAGUUUAGCGCUCUCCUCAGAGUUUCCCGCCUACCAUUGGUUUACUCAGCAGCCCAGUCUGUGACAUCACUCUACUCUGGGGUUAAAGUGCGAUACCCUCUGCUAGGGAUGAUGGGAGGUGUGGCUGAGGGCGGAGUCCGCAGCAUUUCCCACAUGGCUAUGAAACAAGCCACACCCCUUCUGCAGAGCCUGGAGCCACAGAUUGAAGUCGCAAACACUUUGGCUCUGAUUGGACUCGACCGCCUGGAGAAAAACCUCCCCAUCCUGAACCAAUCAACGGAGAAGGUGAUCGGUCACAUCAAGGACGCCCUCUUCCUGACGCUCGAUGACCUUCACCUGUGGUUAGUUGACGGCGUAGACAGCGUUUUGGAUCAGCUGGAGCACGUGGCGGACGCCCUGCGGGUCACCGUCGGGCUGCUUCAGGACUCACAGAUCAGCAGGAUCACCGUAUCUGGACUGGAUGACAUAUUGAGUCGCCUGGAGGAGGCAACAGCCCACUACCUGCCCCUCCCACCCACACUGCGUCGUCAGUGGGAGCUGAGGGUACAGGAGUACGUGGAUGAGGACGAGGACGAGGAGCCUGGACUGUGGACCAGGUUCAGGUGUCUCCUGCUUGGUCUCAGUCUGCAGCUUCAUCACCGCAUGAUGAAGCUAAAAGACCAGCUGCUGAUAGCUGUCAAGACCCUGGAGGACACACCUGAAAAGAUGGGUCUGCUCAGAGUUCUGGCGCUGGUGGAGGAGUUGCUCAACAACCUGCAGAACCUCCUGGUGGCCCUGGUCUACCAGACGGAGCAGCUCAGAGAAGGAUCUCUCAUUGGGAUUGGGAAUUUGGCGGCCAUGUUGGUAGAGCUGAGACCCGUCCAGCAGAUCCGGGAGCUGCCGGUCCAGAUCCAGCAGAUGCUCCGAGACCUUCAGGAGCUCUCCAAGAUUCUCCUGCAGCUGGUGGUCAACGUCACACCUCUCUACAACAUGCUCCAUCAGCCCACCCACCAGGAGGUGGAGGACUUCCUUCACCAGGAGGAUUUUUCCAACGAGAGUCUUUCUCGCCGCAGCUCUGCUAACAGCCUCUUCCUGAAGGCCAUGGACGGACGUACUCGCCGUCGCCGCAGCCUCUACUCCCGCUCCAGUGGCCUCCAAAGCCCGGAUCCCCCCAAAGGUCGGGGAGCAGAAGAAAACCCCAACCCUUCUGGCAGCGGUGUCACCCGCCGUCUGUCAGCCACCGAGCUGCUGCUGACGCCGCUAAAACAGUUUGUGUCUCAGAGUCAGAAGGCCUCGAGCACCUGAACCACAACGACGCCGUAAACACCUCCGCAACUGCAAAUUAAUCUGUAAACCUGCCCUCAGUUAUUACCCAUUAACCGCCCUCCACUUCCAGCCCUCCACCAAUCAGAGCUAAACAUGUAUGCCACUGAAAAUCAACCAUUUCUGCCAGCGCUGGUGUUGGUGUGUGUGCGAUCAC